Vigna angularis (adzuki bean) is the source of this 1459-nucleotide messenger RNA. Its product is annotated as patatin-like protein 3. Gene Ontology annotation, biological process: lipid metabolic process. Gene Ontology annotation, molecular function: glycerophospholipase activity; monoacylglycerol lipase activity. The record is from RefSeq and is a predicted model, not a curated record. The transcript is spliced from 7 exons. NCBI's taxonomy places the organism in Eukaryota, Viridiplantae, Streptophyta, Magnoliopsida, Fabales, Fabaceae. Bases 25 to 1248 code for a protein of 407 amino acids.
UCUCUCUUCAACUAUUCUCUUAUCAUGAGACACACUAUGUCUCCAUUUCUCUUGUUCUGUUUGGUGUUUGUUAGCCAAUUGAUGGCUGGAUUCAGUUCAUCAACACCACCUCCAUCCUAUGGAGAUCAUGUAUCAAUUCUCAGCAUAGAUGGUGGUGGCAUCAGAGGAAUUAUUCCAGCCACUGUUCUUACUUACUUGGACAAGGCUCUUAAGGCAAAGGAUCCGACAACAUCAUUGGCACAUUACUUUGAUGUGAUAUCAGGAACAAGCACUGGUGGACUCAUGACUGCGAUGUUAGCAGCACCAAAUUCAUCUAAUUCCAAUCAUCCUCUCUUCACUCCAUCAGAAGUAGUGCAGUUCUACAAGAAAUAUGGCCCUGAUAUAUUUAGAGCUAGAAACUGGUGGGAUCUUGAAAAAUGUCCCAAGUACGAUGGAGAGUUCUUACGGGACAUAACACGUAAGAUUUUGAAAGAUACACGACUGAAUCAAACGUUGACGAACGUGGUAAUACCAUCUUUCGAUGAGAGGAAAAUCUACCCAGUUAUAUUCUCAAACUUCAAGCUGAAGACAGAAACUUACUUGAAUGCGAAACUCUCAGAUAUAUGCCUAUCCACUUCAGCUGCACCUACUUAUCUGCCACCCCACCAAUUUGAGAAUGCUGGUGUUCAAUUUGAUAUGGUUGAUGGAGCUAUGGCUGCUAAUAAUCCAGCUUUGGUGGCUGUGAGUGAAGUGAUACAACACACUGGGAACAAAGAAAUCAUGUUGCUGUCAUUAGGAACUGGAAUAACAGCAACUAACAAGUUAGGUGGCAUUUUUGAUGGCGUGUGUCAACUUGGAUGGCUAGUGAACAGCUUUGAUGUUUUUAGUGAGGCUUUGUAUAGUACAGACAUGACCCAUUACUACCUUGCCACACUGUUCUCUGGCCUCGUACCUCAGGAUAACUACCUUCGAAUUGAGGAGUAUAACCUUGAUCCAUCUAUGGAAGAAAUGGACGAUGCUUCACCCAAAAACAUGGAUAAGCUUGAAAAGGUUGGAAAGAACCUGUUGUCCCAGAAGGUUCGCAGGAUGAAUAUUAAUACUUUUGUACCAGUUCCACUGGACCAAACAAAUGCUCAAGCUCUUGACAGGUUGGCUGAUAAACUGUAUGCUGAGAGGCUGUUGCGUCUGAAAAGGAAAUCUAUGGAAAAGGGAAGAAGACCAUUUAUUGGAACUGUUGAAGCAAAUUCCAAUCGAAUCUCAGCAGCUUAAGCUCUGUUAAUUAAUGAGUUGUAUGAAUAAAUGUCACUAUGAUGACCUUCUAUUAUGCUGUGUGUUACUGUCAUGUUUGCUGUAAUAAUGUUUCAAUGCUUUUAGGGUUCUAAGCAACUCCUGAUUGCAAGGACAAUGGAUAAAAGAAUAUGGAUGUUUUUGAGUUCUUUGUAACUCCUAUCAAUCAAUGAUAUUUCAUAGUUGAUUAUUA